GGACGCUAUCGACCAUGGGGACUCUAUCCAAGCCAGAGACUCCCCACGCACUGCCUUUGAACUCAAAGCAGCCAAACGACAUUCAUGCUGUCAGUAGCUCACUGCCAACAUGGAGAAGUGUCGUGGGAGCGGCAAACUACGAGGAUUGGAUCAUGGAUACCCUCGAGGUUGAUUAUCCAAGAUUUGUUGUCCAUGCAUUGAUCCAGAGAUUACUUGCCGAUGUAAAAAGUCGACUUGGGAUUUCAGACAGCCUAGAUGGCAUGGCAUUCCCAUCAGAACAGACUGCAAAGAGGUUUGUCUUUCAUUUGAGCGCGAACAAAGUCGACCGCGAGUUGAAACCCAUCCGGUUCUAUCUCCCAGAUGAAAAGAAUGACCAGUCUUGGUCAAGCUUCUACGCCGUCUUUUUUCCCAAAAACCUGGGCGAAGAUGCACUCCAUCUCUGGACUAUCCUCGGUGAGGGCCUGACAAGCCGUCAUGCCGAGUUUCUUCAGGGACGAAUCGACUACAUGGCUUCUGAGUGUGAGGACACUUCGUUCUGCACUUCUGCUCCUGUCAAAGCUGGCAUCUUGUCUGUUCCAUGGAAGAACUCUGCCCAGUUGGAAAAGCAGCAGAUCAGGGACCGAAUUUCUCAUUUUGCGACAUCCGAAAGACUGGGCUCUAUACCAGUCCCAUCCAGCGAUGUCUUUCUGUAUGAAAAGGGCAUGUCUGCAAUUGCUGCCAUUGCAAGAUGCAUGUCGACAUCCGUCGAUGAUAUCCCGUCCAAUGCUGUUAUUUAUGGAUGGACAUACACCGAAACACCCGGAGCAGCCCGACUCUCUGGAUUCCAACAAUGCACGCAUUUCGCACUCGGAACAGCAAAAGAGCUGGACGAGCUCGAAUUAUUUCUUGCGUCAGGUCAGCAGGUAAAGGUGCUAUUUACUGAGCUACCGUGCAAUCCUACUGUGGAAAGUCCAGACCUUGCCCGCAUUCGCGCACUCGCAGAUCAAUACAAUUUCAUUGUUGUCUGCGACGACACUCUGGCUUCAUUUGCCAACGUCGAUCUGUUCCCAUAUGUCGAUGUGCUCGUCACAAGCUUGACCAAGAUCUUCAGCGGUGCUGCGAACGUCAUGGGUGGGAGCGUGGUCAUCAACCCCCAAUCCCCCCAUCACGAUUUCAUACAUUCAGCCCUGACCACCAACUAUGAAGACAACCUCUUCCCUCUCGACGCUAUCGUCCUCGCCCACAACUCGAUCGACUACGUCCAACGAACCCACCGCUGCAACAAAACCGCCUUCACCCUUGCAACCGCCCUCUCAGCACACAAAUCCAUCCGAAAAGUACACUACCCACCAUUCGUCCAAACAGCACCAUUGUAUGAAAAGGUCCGUCGGCGAAAUGGUGGGUAUGGGUUUAUCCUCAGCCUAUUCUUUCAUUCACUGGAAAGUGCGGUCUGUUUUUAUAACGCGUUAGAUGUGCGAAAGGGGGCUAGCUGUGGGACAAACUUUACCCUGGCCAUUGCGUAUACCGAGUUAACGCAUAAUAAGGAUUUUGCGUGGGCGGCAGAAAGUGGUGUGACGAGGGACUGUGUGAGGAUCAGUGUUGGGUUGGAGGAUGAGGAUGUGUUGUUAGACCGGAUGGAGAGAGCUCUGGAUGAGGUCCACAAGGUUGAGGGGUCAGCAUGAUAUAGUAUAGAUCAUAGAUUAUUAGUUCCGUUGAAUUUAAGCUCAUCUAAUCCACUA
Molecule: messenger RNA, 1718 nt
Organism: Aspergillus wentii DTO 134E9
Lineage: Eukaryota; Fungi; Ascomycota; Eurotiomycetes; Eurotiales; Aspergillaceae
Exons: 5
Coding region: 15-1661 (548 amino acids)
Biological process (GO): transsulfuration
Molecular function (GO): pyridoxal phosphate binding; cystathionine gamma-synthase activity
Source: RefSeq, a predicted model, not a curated record